This is a messenger RNA of Xenopus laevis (African clawed frog), 3574 nucleotides long. RefSeq names its product nectin cell adhesion molecule 4 S homeolog (gene nectin4.S). The record is from RefSeq and is a predicted model, not a curated record. Gene Ontology annotation, cellular component: adherens junction; plasma membrane. Bases 289 to 1938 code for a protein of 549 amino acids. The transcript is spliced from 9 exons. NCBI's taxonomy places the organism in Eukaryota, Metazoa, Chordata, Amphibia, Anura, Pipidae. Gene Ontology annotation, biological process: cell adhesion; heterophilic cell-cell adhesion; homophilic cell-cell adhesion.
UUGGGGUGAGUUGUACACAACAGAGGAAAGAGUCUAAAGGAAUUCAGAGAAGAAGAAGCCUGAGUAUUAGAUUGGGCGUCCCUCCCCUCCCUCCUCCCCUCAUUCCACCUGAUGAAUUUGCCUGCAGGUAAGGGAGCAGGUUGGUCAGGUUCUGGGCUGUGACUGAUCAGAGUGCGUGAGACACAAACAGUCUCACUCUUUCGCCUCUUUCCAGUGGGACAAAUAGGGCCAUUGGAUUUCCUGGGAUAUUAACACCCCAAUCUUUCCGACUUAUUCUCCCAGUGACCAAUGAAGGCAGAGGAAGUGCAAGCUGACAUGCCCAGCAGUUCCCUACAUUGUGCCAAGGCGGUGGGCUUCUCCCUGCAGAUUCCCUUCUCUGUGAUUGUCAGGGUGCUGAUCCUCCUGCUCUGUGUGUCAGGGGGCAUCUGUGGGGUCGUGCAGACAGAGAGGAGCAUCACUGCAGUGCUGGGCAUGGAUGUUACCCUUCCCUGUUAUUACCAGGCAGAAGCAGAUGAGAAGGUGGCACAAGUUGUUUGGAUAAAAAAAGGAAUAAAUGGGCAGAAUACAGAAAUUGUUAUUCUGAACACUGAAUAUGGAGCCAACAUAUUUGGUGCCUAUGAGGGACGAGUGAAAGAAAAAGCCCCCUUGGAGUCAGCAGAUGGGGGCAUUAUUCUGAAGAAUGCAGUACAAGCUGAUGAAGGGACCUACCAGUGUCGUGUCAACACUUUCCCAGCUGGAAACUUUGAUGCUGAACUGGAGCUGAAAGUGUUGGUUCCUCCUUUGCCCACCCUGAGCCCUGGGCCUCCACUGAUCGAAGGAGAAGGAAGAUCUCUGGCCGCCUCAUGCACAGCAGAAGGCAAUCCUGCUCCAGCUCUCACUUGGGAGACAGGAGUGGAGGGAACCAAUUUGACUAAGAAAUACGAGCACCAACGCUCUGCCUCUGUCACUAGUGAAUUCUAUGUGGUACCCACCCGCCGCAUGAAUGGAAAGGUACUGACCUGUGUGGUCUCUCAUCCUGGGUUCCAGCAAGAGAAAAGGAUCACCCAUGUUCUGGGAGUGAGAUAUCUGGCAGAAAUCUCAGUCCAAGGACAUGAAGAAGGCUUGUUUGCUGGGAAAGAGGGGGCCAUGUUACAAUGCCAAGCUGAUGGAAACCCACCACCAACAUAUACGUGGUCCAGGACCAAUGGGUCUCUUCCAGCAGAGAUAAAGACUGAAGGAAACACACUGCAGUUUCUCAGAGGUCUGGCACCAGAAGACGCCGGUGUCUAUGUCUGUCAUGCAACUAAUGGCAUCGGCAGCAAGAGUGCCCAGGCCACUGUUUCUAUAGCAGAAUACGAGGCAAGAAAAAUCGAUUUAGUGUCGGUGUCACUGGGCUCGGUUGGAGUUCUGACUGCAAUCCUACUGGUAGUCCUGGUCAUUACUCUACUCAUGGUCAACCGGCAUCACAAGAAGAGAACCAAGCAGCUCUCUGAGAAAAUUGAGGAACUUUCCACUCUCUCCAGGGAGGCAUCUCGGAGGAGGCUGAACUCUACUACAGCCAGCACAGAUACCCGCCUCCAGCUGGAAGAAGGCAUCCAUCUGAGGUCUGGAAUGCAUUGUGACAGCCUAAGGGAUCCAAGUAUCAGUUCUAUGAUGGGGGAAGAGGCUGACAGACGAAGUUAUUCCACUCUCACCACAUUAAAGGAAACAGAGACCCAGACAGAGCUUUUAUCUACUGUCCCAGAUGAAGAGGCGAUAGAAGAUAGUGAAGAAACAGAGCAAGUGGAGCAGUCAAAAGAGAAAGAGCAAAACCCCACAGAGGCAGACGGCAUAGUCGGAGUGGCCAUCCAACCAUUCAUCAAACAGGGAAUGGCACACUUCUACCAAGAGAAUGGCACAUUAAGGGCAAAGCCCAGCGCCAAUGGUAUUUAUAUCAAUGGAAGGGGGCACCUAGUAUAACAAGACUAUUCACCCUCAUGGGAAAUGUGCCAAAAGUACGAGGACUGAAUUUAAAAAUAACUUUUUUUUUACGAACUUCUAAGGAUAAUUGUGCCAAAAGGGGACCUGUGAUCUUAGAAGAUUUUUUUCUCCCAGAUGCCCAAUGAUCUUCUUACCAUGACUUUCUCUAUAGACAACCUUCUAAGAUUAUUGUAUUGGGUUGGGACAAAAUAAAAUCUUUCCCAUUCACAGGUUUGUUACUGGCACAAAAGCAAAAAGUGUGGCAAUUCUGGAUACCACUGAUGGGGAAGGGAAAGUAUUCACAUGACUCUUCCCACCUGUACAGAUCUGAGAGGAGAAAGAGCUGAAGUCUCCUCACUGGCCCUCAUACUCAGAAUGAAAAAGACCAUUUCCCAGCAGGGGACAAUUGUGUUUUUGGGCUAAGGUACAGUGAAAGAAUACAUGGAAAUUUAAUAUACAUGAACAAAAAAGCCAUUAGGAACAAUGAACUUCAGUUUCAGGAUAGCAGCAAAUAUUUCACCCCAUUAGUUAUAAUUAGAAUUUAUGGGAUUUCACAAAACAGGAGUGGGCAUCUGCUUAAUUCAGUAGGUAACAUGACCUAUUGUCCCCCAUACUCUAGCUGACUAUUUGAGCCAAUGCAAAAAAAUCUUUUGUAAAAUGUAUUGCACUAUUUAGCAUUCAUUGGCCUGCUGGUGGGAAUGUGUGAUCUAUCCAUGGUAAGGCUGCUGCUAGGAACAAAUUUCCCUUGGUGGGAGUGAGCUCCUGCUUUUUGAAAUGAGUGUUUAUGCAUGUGGGAGUUUGGCACUUUCUACUGCUGCCACUGAGGGACUUCCUACUUAUGAGACUGUGACAUUUCCUGCUUAAUGGACUUCCCACUUGUUGUCAGUGGCACUAUGGGACAUCCUACUUUUGGCUCUGUGGGAGUGAGGAACUUCCUUCUCACUGAACUGUGGUACUUCCUGCUUGUGGAUCUAUGGGAAUAAGGGACUCCUUGUUGGUGGCACUAAAGAAAUUCCUGCUGACUAAACUGUGGUUCUUCCUACUUGUGGAACUAUGAGGGUGAGGGACUUCCUGCUGGUACCCAUGAAGAACAUCCUGCUCACUAAACUGUGGUUAUUCCUACUUGUGGAACUGGAGUGAGGGGCUUCAUGUUGGUGCCCCUGAGGAGCUUGCUGCUGACUAAACUGUGGGACUUCCUGCUUGUGGAACCAUAGGAAUGAGGGACUUCCUGCUAGUUCUCCUGAGGAACUUCCUGCCCAUUAAACUGUAGUUCUUCCUUUUUGUGGAAUUGUAGGAGUGCAGGACUUCCUGCUGGUGCCACAAGGAAGUUCCUGCUCCCUAAACUGUGGUUCUUCGUGCUUGUGGAAAUAAAAGGCCGAAGUGUGAGCAGAAGUUUGUGGCUUAGGAAACUGCAUGUGUAUGUAAGGAAGCAGACCACUCGGUCACAGCUCCUAAGACCCAAAAAGAGUAUAUGUCUUGAAAUGGUAAAAGCACUUGGAUUAGACCCAUUUUAGGAAUAAAUUCUCACUGCUCAUGACGAGUAGAAAUCUGCUGUUUAUAUUAAUAUUAUAAUGUCUUUAUUCCUUAUCAUUUGUACUGUUAUAAGGCUGUUCUACAGUUCUGUGUUCAUACUUGU